This is a messenger RNA of Ogataea philodendri, 555 nucleotides long. RefSeq lists its product as uncharacterized. Bases 1 to 555 code for a protein of 184 amino acids. Lineage: Eukaryota; Fungi; Ascomycota; Pichiomycetes; Pichiales; Pichiaceae. The transcript has a single exon. The record is from RefSeq and is a predicted model, not a curated record.
AUGAAUAAAACAAUGAGAAUAGCACAUGAGACUGGCAUCACUUUAUCCGAGAAAGAUGGUACUGGAACUGCAAUACCUGCAACAGCAGACAAGACAGAGGUAGUAGGUGUCAGGAGACCAUCAGAGAACACCAAAGAACAUCCCAAAAAGCAGACUCCCAGAGUGAACUUCGAUAGGAUAUUCUUAACUGUCUCGUUUGGAGCUUUGUUGUCGAGUUUGGAAAAGCUUGAAACAUUGGUGUUUGUUCGUGUGAGUGAUAGCAAAUCAUCACUAUCAGCUAGCUCUCUAGCAUACUCUUUGCUUCCAGGAAUUUUAACCCCCUCAGGUCCAAAUUUCAAAGUUCUUGCGAUCUUGGAAUAUAUGGCAAUUUGUCCACCUUCAUUGUUAUUUGGUCCUACGCUAAGGACAAUCAGCGCGUAUUUGAAGAUGACAAUGAUGGUGAAUAGCCAAAAGAUACAGGAUGCAGCUCCAUACACCUCACUCUUUGUAGGACUUGGGUUGUCGCUAAAUAUGGUAGAGAGCGUAUAUAAAGGAGACGUACCUAUGUCACCAUAG